Cynoglossus semilaevis (tongue sole) is the source of this 7388-nucleotide messenger RNA. RefSeq names its product discs, large homolog 5a (Drosophila) (gene dlg5a). Gene Ontology annotation, biological process: negative regulation of hippo signaling; regulation of apoptotic process. Gene Ontology annotation, cellular component: plasma membrane. The transcript has 34 exons. Gene Ontology annotation, molecular function: protein binding. Bases 837 to 6836 code for a protein of 1999 amino acids. The record is from RefSeq and is a predicted model, not a curated record. NCBI's taxonomy places the organism in Eukaryota, Metazoa, Chordata, Actinopteri, Pleuronectiformes, Cynoglossidae.
AUAAUUUGAUUUACUAUUUGUCUUAAAAUGAUAACUAAAUGUUGGGUGUUAUUAUUUAUAUUAAUGUUAUAUUCUCUUCCAUUGUUUCCAUAACUCUGCUCAUGUAUGUACAUAUAUAUGUCGUUAACCAAAUAUUGUACACACAGAACAAAAGUAUCUGCGUUUUAAAAUCCCUAACAUUUCCUCUCUCCAUUCAGUGUUUCUUGCUCCGCCUGACAUUUUCAUCGUACUCCACUACACGUUGUACGUGUGUGUCCGCCCAUUGAAGAAACGGGCGUGUUUUUGAGCGAAUCUCUAAACCCCGCCCCUUUAACCAUAUAUGGAGCCGUGGCAGAUCGUUGAUUGACAGCAGCAGCAGCUGCUCAGAGUCUUAGACAUGGCGGCGGAGGCAGAGUAAAGCUGCGGCGGCGGAAGCAGCAGCAGCAGCAGCAGCACUGGCACCACCAGCAGCAGAGGAGGACUUCUUCACGGGAGUUUUUUUUCCCCUCGUUUAGUAGUUGGCGUAAAACCCUCCUGCAGAGGAGGACGGAGAUAAUGUGUCCGGACCGGAGCUCGUUCUGAGCGGACGCCACGGUAACAGUCCGCCCUGACGCCAGAACGAUGGGAAAAAUGUUCCGCUGUUUAGAGCAGAAAACAGCUCCGGGCAACAAACAUGGCUCCGUGUGCCUUUUGGAAAAAUGCUCGGAAAAUUAGCUCUCCUGGCUCCGGCCAAGUUGUGCAAACCGCUUCGAUAAGUUCACUCGGUACUUUGGGUCUUUGAGGGCAUUUUGAAAACGUCCCCUCGGUUCGUUUUGUUGAGGCAGGAGCUACACGGAACUACAUUCAGAGGCAGAGCAAUGGAGCCAAAGCACAAAGAGUUGCUCGACCAGUGCCACCAGAACUUACUGGAGUCCAUCACAGACGCGGACCGGCUCAUAGAGCUGCUGAUCGUCUCAGGGACCUUGAGUCAGCUCGAUAGGUUCGAGCUGGACCAGAACUGUUCUUCCAGCACCGAGAAAGUGGACCACCUCCUGAAGAUGCUGGUCAACAAGGAGAGCGACCAUUUCCUGGACCUGUGUGUGGCCCUGGAGAAGGCUUACCCGGACCUGCACGCUACCCUGUUCGGCCACAACGGCGGUGGCCCCGUGACCCACAACACCGGGUCGACCUACAGCGUUCUGUCCACCAUGCCCUCGGACUCUGAAAGCAGCAGCUCCCUCAGCAGUGUUGGCUCUCCUGUUAACGGUGAAGCAUCCUCUCCACCCCCCGCCAUCAACGACAACCGGUCGUCUGCCGACCACCUGGACACCGUCCUGUUCCAGCUCCGGCAGGUCACCAGAGAGAGGGAUGAGCUUCGCAAGCGUCUGGCGUUGGCAUCACCUGGGACCACCUUCGACGACUGCAGGCCAAAUUCCAAAGCCAGCCACGACUACGAGCGUCUGAAGAGUCAGUGCAUGAGGGCCAUGGCCGAUCUGCAGUCGCUCCAGAACCAGCACACCAAAACACUGAAGAGGUGCGAGGAGGCAGCGAAGGAGGCCGACUUCUACCACAUGUUGCACAGUCGCAUCCUGGGAGAACAGACGCAGCUGAAGGAAGAGCUGGAGACUCUGAGGAGGGACAACUCGCAGCUGGUCCGGGAGCAGAACCACCUGCAGCAGAACUGCGAGGAGCUGCAGCGGCUGCACACUCAGGACCAGAAGGAGUUGGUGGACCUGCGGCAGCAGCAGCAGCAGGUGAUUAGAGAGAGGGGCUCGUCGGAGGUGCUGAACCAGCUCUACGACACGGCCAUGGACAAACUGGAGGGGGUGAAGAAGGACUACGACACCCUGAGCAAGCGCUUCAGCGAGAAGGUGGCCAAUCACAACACGGACCUGAGCCGCCUGGAGCAGGCCGAGGAGGAGAACCGCCGGCUGCAGAAACAAAUGGACGCCCUGCUGAAGCAGCGAGACUCGGCCGUGCUCUACCAGCAGCAGUACUCCACGUCCGUGAGGAGGUUUGAGUCCGUGCAGCAGGAGCUGAACAAGUCUCUGUCCCAGAACAAGGAGCUGCAGCGGGAGAUGGAGCGUCUCCAGGCGGAGGUCACGCGCUACAAGAACCUGCAGCUGAAAUCCACCAAGGACUGCGAGAAGUACAAGGAGGAGCGGGACUCGGUGUUCAACGAGUACCGUCUGAUCAUGAGCGAACGGGACCAGGUGAUCAAAGAGCUGGACAAGCUGCAGACGGAGCUGGAGGCGGCGGAGGCGCGACUGAAGAACAAGUCGUCUGAACGGGUGGUGGCGAGUGAGGAGCUGGAGGCUCUGAGACAGGAGCUGAACUCGUCUCUGGUGGACCGGGACAGGGCCAUCUGUGAGAGGAACGAGCUGCUGGAGAAGUACUGCCACGAGGUGAAGGACAAGGCCGAGGCCCAGAAGGAGCUGAGUCAGGCCUGCAAGGACAUCGAGAUGGUCCGAGAGGAGAGGGACGUGGCCCGGAAAGAGAGGACGGAGGCCAUCAUUCAGCGAGAUCAGCUGCUGCGGGAGUACUACCAAGCCAGACAUAAACAAGACUCGGCCACGUUGGACAUGGAGCGAGCCAACAAGGAGAUCGAGAUGCUGAGGAAACAGUACGAGGCCAUGUCGCAGGAGCUGAAGGAGGCCACGCAGGAGGCGGAGGUCGCCAAGUGUCGAAGGGACUGGGCUUUUCAGGAGAGGGACAAGAUCGUGGCAGAGAGGGAGAGUAUCAGGACUUUGUGUGAUAACCUGCGGCGGGAAAGAGAUCGGGCCGUCAGCGAGCUGGCCGACGCCCUGCGCAAUCUGGACGACAUGAGGAAGCAGAAGAACGACACGCUGAGGGAGCUGAAAGAAUUAAAGGAGAAGAUGGAGAGUCAGCUGGAGAAGGAGGCCCGGUUCUGUCAGCUCAUGGCCCACAGCUCCCACGACUCGGCCAUCGACACUGACUCUCUGGAGUGGGAGACGGAGGUGGUGGAGUUUGAGAAGGACAGGGACGACAUGGAUUUAAAGGCCCUCGGCUUUGACAUCACAGACGGGGUCAACGAUCCGUAUCUUCCCGGGGAUUGUGGGAUAUUUGUUACCAGGGUGGACAAGGGAAGUGUUGCUGACGGGAGGUUGAGAGUGAACGAUUGGUUGUUGAAGAUUAACGACGUGGACCUGACCAAUAAGGACAGGAAGCAGGUGGUGAAGGCCGUCCUGAACGGAGGAGGCUCCAUCAACAUGGUGGUGCGGAGGAGGAAGUCUCUGGGAGGACGGCUGCUGACGCCAGUCCACAUCAGCCUGGUCGGACACAAAGACAGUGGCAUCGGUUUGGAGAACGGCGUGUUUGUCUCUGCCAUCGUUCCUGGAAGUCCAGCAGCCAGAGAAGGUUCUCUCUCAGUUGGUGACAGACUCAUUACUAUCAACGGCCUGGCCCUGGACACCAAGUCAGUGACAGAGUGUGAGUCUCUGUUGAGGAGCUGCAGAGAUUCUCUCAGCCUGUCUCUCAUGAAGUUCUUCCCUCACAGCACAUCAGGACAGAACAUCUUCGAGACUCUGCGCGACUCGUCGGAGAAGUCCAGCGGUCGUUUCCUGUCCGACCUUCAGUCCAGGAACAGCAGGAACCUCAAACACAACAGCUCCACGCAGACGGACAUCUACUGCUCUGAGAUCAGCAGCGUCUCCGGAGAGAGGAGGAGGAUGAGAGGGGAAUCCGACGAGGCGUACCCUCUCCUCGCCGCCGCCGGCCUCCGACCGGCGACCGACCUCGGCUCCGGACGCUACGGUCCCAGUGCUUUCCAGGAGUGCUGUCCUUACACCAAGGCGCCGUCUUCGUUACCGUUUGAACCCGUCUCGCCUUCGGACUGCAUCACGGUGGAGACCACGCUGGAGAAGAAGCACAGUGGAGGCACGUGGCCCAAAAUGAUGGUGGGGUCCAUGUCGGUGGCACCGGAGAGCAUCGGCCCCAUCACGUCAGUAGCCGCCGCCCAGCUGUCCAUCUACAAGUCGCCCAAACAGAGGAAGUCCAUCUUCGAUCCCGACACCUUCAAACGCCCAGAGACGCCCUCCUCCAAGAUGGAGUACAUGGCAGCCAAUCAGAUUGCGGCGGUGGCUGCUGCUGCUGUAAUCUCCCAUUCCCCUCAACCUUCCAAAACCGAGUCUCUGUCCUCCUCCUCCACGCCGACGCCCACCCCCCCGACCCCUCCCACUCGCACAGACUCCUUCAAAUUCAAACACAAACAUCAGAGCAGCUCCGCCUCCGACUGCACCGUCACCUCGGACGGCAAAGGAGAAGUCGGGGGAGAGAGGGGCGAGCGGGAGAGAGACCGCAACGGGAACCACUACUUCACCGAGGCCAAAGUCCUGACCUCCAGGAAGUCAUGUGACGAGGACAUCGGCCGCACCCGAGGGGAGGAGCCUGAGGUGAAGAGACCACGCCCUAAAUCUGCCCCCGCCCUCAGACGCAGGAUGACGCCUCAGACCAUCACGCUGCCCCUGUUGCAGAGUUACUCCAGUGACGACCCCUCCUCAGAGCCCAGGGAGCUGCUGCGCUCCUCACCCAGCCGCUCCCACAGACACAGCCUGGGUUUCGUACCCACAGUCUAUAAUGGAACGCUGCCUCCAAACUCCGCCCACCGCGGACUCUCUCCGUGUCCUGCAGUGACGGCCGUGAUGAGGAAUCCUGUGUACACUGUGCGCAGCCACCGCGUUCACACCAGCAACUGUCCGUCUGUGGCGUCUCAGAUCUGUCACCAGCACCAGCACCAGCACACCAGUCCACAGCACCAGGGUCACCUGAGUCUGGACCUGACUCAGCAGAAACGCAGCAACGACUUCCCAGAAUCCUCGUCGUCUCGCAGCAGCAGAGCGUCACACGGUUCCUCCACCAACGUCCAGUAUCGAACGGAGAGGAUCAAAAUCCCCUCAACUCCUCGAUAUCCUCGCUCCAUGCUGGGCUCAGACAGAGGCUCCCUCUCACACUCGGAGUGCAGCAGUCCCAGCCUCAUCACGCCCCCGCAGUCGCCCCUUAACCUGGAGACAACCUCAUUCGUCAGCAGCCAAUCACAAGGCUCCAUUUCCACUUUACCUCGAAUCUCUGUCAGCCCGGUGACGAUAGGAGAGCGGAGGAAAGACAGACCGUACUUAGAAGAACCUCGUAAUGUGGUCGUACAAAAAGGAGCGGAGCCGCUGGGCAUCUCCAUCGUCGGCGGCGAGAACGGAGGAAUCUUCGUGUCCAAGGUGACGGGAGGAAGCAUCGCUCACCAGGCGGGGCUGGAGUACGGAGACCAGCUGCUGGAGUUCAAUGGCAUCAACCUGAGGAACGCCACGGAGCAGCAGGCUCGGCUGAUCAUUGGCCAACAGUGUGACACCAUCACUAUCAUGGCUCAGUACAACCCACACAUGUACCAGCUGGGAAACCACUCCAGGUCCAGUUCCCGUCUGGAACCAGUCAGCACUCAGUCCACCUCCCAGACGAGCGGCGCCGUGACCUCCGACAACCACGCCAACAUCGACACUCUGAGCGAACAGGACGAAGGUACGCUCACGCCCUCCUCCAAACAGACCACGCCCACCACCAGCCCCAGCAGCUUCAUCAGGAUGUCGUCAGAGAGCAGCAGGAAGGUCGGCGACCCUCGGCUGGUGACGGUGCGGCGGCCUGGGGUGGAGGUGGGAGUCACGCUCUGUGGGGGGAACCUGCGAGGUGUCUACAUCGAGGGUCUGGAUGAGGACAGUCCUGCCAGAGGCCCAGAUGGACUGCUGCCUGGAGACCUGAUCUUAGAGUACAACUGUGUGACUAUGAAGAAUAAAACAGCUGAGGAGGUCUACGUGGAGAUGCUGAAGCCCGUGGAGGUCGUCACGUUGAAGGUGCAGCAUCGACCGGACGACUUCAUCCUCCUCAAGGACGCUCCAGGAGACGGCUUUUAUAUUAGAGCACUUUACGAGCGCGUGGGCGAGGCCGACGGCGACCUGACGUUUAAAAAGGACGACAUCCUGUUCGUGGACGAGUCCUUACCAAACGGCAGCUUCGGCGUCUGGAUGGCCUGGCAGCUGGACGAGAACGCACAGAAGAUCCAGAGGGGGCAGAUCCCCAGCAAGUACAUGAUGGACCAGGAGUUUUACCGCAGACACAGCGUAACAGAGAUGAAGGAAGACUCCAGUAAAACUCUGUCUGCAGCUGCUCGCAGGUCGUUCUUCAGGAGGAAACAGAAACACAAGCGCAGCAGCUCCAAGGACAGUAAAGAGACGCUGGCUCUGGACGCCGUCAGCACCGACUCCAUCCCCUUCUUUGACGACUGUGUCAGCUUGGCCUAUCAGAGGGUCCAGAAGGUGGAGUGCACGUUCCCGCGGCCUGUUCUGGUUCUGGGACCGCUGAGUGAACCCAUCAAGGACAUGCUGAUCAAAGAAUCUCCUGGAAAGUUCUGCAAAAGUUUACUGGAGGUGAUGAAGGCGUCUCAGCAGGCCAUUGAACGUGGCGUUAAAGACUGUCUCUUCAUCGACUACAAACGCAGGAGUGGACACUUUGACGUCACCACCGUCGCCUCCAUAAAGGAAAUCACCGAGAAGGGUUGUCACUGUCUGCUGGACAUCGCUCCACACGCCAUCGAGAGACUCCACAGCGUCCACAUUUACCCCAUCGUCGUCUUCAUCCGCUUCAAAAACGCCAAACAGAUCAAGGAGCAGAAAGAUCCCAUUUACCUUCGGGACAAAGUUUCCCAAAAACAUUCCAAGGAGCAGUUUGAAGGAGCACAGAAGAUGGAGGUGGACUUCAGUAAAUUCUUCACAGGUAUCGUCCAGGGCGGCUCACUCCCGUACAUUUGCACUCAGAUCAUGACCAUAGUCGAUCAGGAACAGAGUAAAGUCCUGUGGACUCCGCUUGGCUGCCCCUAGAGGAGACGGUGUGCCAUGACACUUCACUCCCACGUACAAACACUAAUGGACUGUGUCCCACGGGGACACACAGGUACACUACAGUGGGUUAGCUGUGUAAAUUAUUGACUUUUAUGUUGUAUUAUCUUGUUUUUCUUUUCUUUUUUUUUUUUUUACUCCUUCGUUCUGAUCAGUGCCUCCUUUAUUUCUGACCCGUCAGGUCACUAGGUUAGUUGAACUGGUCACUUCAUUAGGUACACCUCCUCAGUAGCUGUUCAUUGGCCAAUCAGGUAACGGCAGCUCCAUGUCACUAGACACAUCAGUACCAGGAACCAUUUUCCUGAACCUUUGGUUCCUGAAGUUUCCUGUGACCCCUGACCCCUGACCUCUGACCCUAGUGUCUGGUACUGAGCUUCAAAGUUAAACCUUAAUUUUUGUUGACUCCACUUCAACAACAUUCAUAUUUAUUUUAAAUAAAUAAUGGACCCUGACCGUCCGGUCCAGUCCAGUCUGGUCCGGUCCAGUCCAGUCCAGUCUGGUCCGGUCCAGUCCAGUCCAGUCUGGUCCAGUCCA